This is a messenger RNA of Lytechinus pictus (painted urchin), 4334 nucleotides long. RefSeq lists its product as uncharacterized. The record is from RefSeq and is a predicted model, not a curated record. Lineage: Eukaryota; Metazoa; Echinodermata; Echinoidea; Temnopleuroida; Toxopneustidae. The transcript has 5 exons. The coding region runs from base 19 to 1770 and encodes 583 amino acids.
UGUUCCAGAUGUACAGACAUGGAUGCGUAUAAACAAAGAGUUAAUGGUGCCUUCUCGUCAACCUCCACAGACAGAACCGAAUCGCACUUGAGAAGCGGACGAAGGGCGCCCCCAAGUUUCAACCAGAACUCUCGGGUUUCUCCUAGGAGGUCACAACAGAAGAGGUAUUUUGGGAAGGUGGAGGAUGACGCACGGGGCUUCUUUGAGGAUGAUGAUGAAGAUGAGGAGGAAGAGCAAGACCUCCGUGAUGUACCCAUAGCCGUCCCGCCCCCUCGGAGAGUGCGCAGCAACCCUGUUGAGCCCUCUCCGGAUCUCCCUGAGGAAAGCUUCGACGAGACGGGCAAGAAGAGGCGUCGGCGGAACAUCGUUGCCUUCCUCUUCACUCCCGAGCAAGAGAAAGAACUUGCCGAAUGGUACAGAGACAAUCCGCGAUUUUAUGACAAGCGGUGCAGAGAGUUCCGGCGCACCAACCUCAAGCGACGCAUUAUAGAGGACAAGGCCAAAGAGUAUGUUGACGAAGAAGGAAACGUUUGCUCACUGGCCCAACUUACGACUUGGAUGACAAACAUGCGUACGUAUUACGGGAGACUGGACAACAUCGGCCGGAGUAAGUACCUCCCAGAGGGCGCCUUUCUCCCACCUGACCACAGGUUGACCGACAGGGAGCAGUGGAUCAAAGAAUCUUUUAAGUUCCUAUCGGACCACAUCGUCAGGAUCAGGAGUCGAAAAGGUGUUACGUUAGGUAUAUACAACAAGAGGAAAAGAAAGGGAGAGCAGUUGGACACCCAAGCUGGUAGCCAUACUGGUAGCCACACUGAUAGCCUCACUGAAAGCCUCACGGACAGCAUCGUGACCGAUCCAAUCGAAGAGCCCAUGCAGGUUGUCAAGAUUGAAGAACUUGUUGACACCGCCCCUGGUACCAGUGGAACCGGUCUGGGCACCAGCACAGGUGGAGCCACUCUGCAGGGAUGGAGUGACGGGAAGGAGUUGGCCGGUGCCAAGGUGGAGGUGUCUUCGAUCCAGACAGUAGUUCCCUUGAUACCAUCAAGAGUCCCCUUAUUGCAGACAGGGAUUCCCUCAAUUCAGACAGGAAUUACCUCAUUGCAGACGGGAGUCCCCGCAUUGCGGACGGGAGAUCCCUCGAUGCAGACAGGAGUUUCCUCGAUGCAGACGGCAGUUCCCUCGUUGCAGACGAGAGCGCCCCUGAUGCAGACAGCACCGGUCGAGAAGAUGGAUGUCGGCACCAUAGAAAGGAUAUGUGCAAGAAUAAUAGAAAAAGGCCCCGUCCAGCCCACAGCCACUCCCGACUCUCCGCACUCAGCAGAACUCAACGACUUUGCCCGCACCAUCGUCAGCAGCAUGAGGCGCAUCCCGGAGGAGAGAUGGAACGAUGUCAAAACCGACAUUAUGCUGGUCAUCCGGAAUUAUUCCAAGCCUUCGGGAGCGACACCAGCGGCCCCACCACCUGCUGCUUCGUACCCUGUGGGGUACUGGCCACCUGUCCCGCCCGCCCAUGCUCCCCCGUACGACCCCAGUGUCGUCCACGGGUACGGCUACCCCAAUCAUCCAGGCGCAGGGUACUACGGACCACCUACGGCGCCCUCUAGCGGUCCAACACCAAUGUACCCUCCGAUGCCACCUCACGCGCACCCCCCGGGUCCUCAUCAAGGGCAGCAGUUCAUGCAGGCACCGGUAACGACAGCACCCGUCGCCACCAUCUCCGGCAUCACGGUAUCCACCACUUCCGUCUCAACAACAUCUGGAUCAUAAUAAAGGAUCUUUCCUGAACAUCCAACUAAGUCUGAGGAACUGUAUGGAGAACUGAAAGAACAUUUCUUGAUGCCCAUGCAUUGAUGAUACACAUGCUUAUGAUCUUGAAGAAAACAACAGUAUAUCCCUUGCUGAAUAUAGAGCUCAAGGAUAGAUCAGGACCCCGUUGUACAAAGAGUUACGAUUGAUCCGAUCAAUCGCAACUAUGGAAAGCCAGCAAAGUCAACAUAUGAAAUGCAUGUUUGUUCAAAAAAAUUCUAGAUAUGAAUGCAUAUCCAUAAAUUCAUUGAUUUCUUGACAAUUUGGGGUGUUCUCCUUUGAUUACAAAGGACAUUUUGCAAAUUUCCUGUAGAAAAAAUUAUGACACUGAUGGAUUUCCAUAGAUUUACGAUUGAUCGGAUCAAUCGUAACUCUUUGUACAACGGGGCCCAGGACCCCGUCUUACAAAGAAGUUGCGAUUGAUUCAAUCAAUCUCAACUGUAUGGAAGUCCAUCCGUACCAUAAUUUUUUCUUUUGGAUAUUUGCUCAAUGUCCUUUGAAAACAAAGAGAAGCAUACUGAAUUGUCAAGAAAACAUUGAAUGCAUGAAUAUACAUCAUAGUUACAAAGACUUACGAUUGAUCCGAUCAAUCCCAACUAUAUGGAAGUCCAUCAAUGUCAUAAUUUUUUCUACAGGAAAUUUGCACAAUGUCUUUUGUAAACAAAUAGAAGCACAGUGAAUUUUCAAGAAAACAUUGAAUGCAUGAAUAUACAUCAUAGUUACAAAGAGUUACGAUUGAUCCGAUCAAUCCCAACUAUAUGGAAGUCCAUCCAUACCAUAAUUUUUUUUUGUGGAAAUUUGCUCAUUGUCCUUUGAAAACAAAGUCAAGCAUACUGAAUUGUCAAGAAAACAGUGAAUGUUUUGAAUACAUGUCAUUUCUAGAAAAUAUUUUGAACAAACAUGUAUUUUAGAUGUUGACAUUGCUGGCCGUCCAUAGUUGUGAUUGAUCGGAUCUAUCGCAAAUCUUUGUAGACAGGCCCCAUAACAUCAGGCCGAUGGCUGGCGACUGUUCGCUGGAAUGGUAUGAGAAGUUUUGGAGGGGACCAAAAAAACUACAACUCAUAGAGCAACUCGAGUUGAUUGUGGACUUCAGGCUGAGUAACGCGUUUCUUGUAGCUUAACUUGCCAUGAUAAAUAUGUACAAACAUUUCUAAUUACUUGUGAGAGAUUGAAGUAAUGACAGUGAUGAUAAAAAUAGAUAGGUCUUGAGUGAUAUACAAUGGACUCUGCUAUAGCUGACCUUCCAAAAGUCAAAUAAUUGCCCGAUUCAGAGCAUUUCUUCAGACCUGAAUAAUUAUGCAGACUUGUUCAAUUACAUCUUUGUAGUUUAAUUUUGCUAAUGGAACAAGAUUAUUCCUUUGAUCCCGAAAGACUUUACUUAAAGUACAAGUUCACCCCAACAAAAAGUUGACUUGAAUAAAAAGAGAAAAGUCAAACUAGCAUAACGCUAAAAAUUUCAUAUAAAUCGGAUGUAAAAAAUAAGAAAGUUUUGACAAUUUGAAGUUUUGCUUAAUUUCACAAACAGUUAUAUGUACAUCCCGGUCAGUAUGCAAAUGGGAAAUUUAGUACAUCAUCCAUUCACUAUUAUCUUUAUAUGAAAUAUUCUAACUUUCUUAUUAUUUUAUGAUACAAAGUUUCCAUCCCUCACUGAACUUGUGGAAUUACAAUUGUUUCAACAUUUUAUGGUUCAGUCUAGUUGGUCAUUACAUUGAAGCCUGUAAAUAUAAAAAAAAUUGUAUAAUUUAAACAAUAGAAAAUAAAAGAAAUUGUGAGUGAGGGACAUCGACUCUCUCAAUUGCAUGUGACUAAAUUGUGCAUAUAACUAUUUUGUGAAAAAUAAGCGAAACUAUAAAAUGGCAUUACUUUCUUAUUUUACAACUGAUUUUGAUGAAAUUUUCGGCGUUAUGCUUGUUUGAUUUUUCUCCAUUUAUUCAAAUCAACAUUUUCCUUUAUUAAAAAGCAGAUUUACCUGUAUUCACAUUGUAUGUAACAGCCUCUCAAUGCAAGUCUAAAAGGACUCGCUGGGGUAUUUUAUCAACAUUUGUCGUUUGACAAGUUCAGGGGGGUGUUUACAGAGAGUAAAGUGCGACUUAGAAUUGUGCUUAAAUACUGACGCGCAUACGAUACAUAACGCACAAUCUUAUUGAUUCCUAAGCAAUAGCGUGUCAAGUUAGCAUGAUUUGACCAACGGCGGUUAUGCCUUUUAUACCCCAUGCAACUGGAAAUUGAAAAGCGACUCUGGUCACACUUCAAUCUUUGUGAAAUACUAACACCCCAGAUCUAACAACUUUCCGUGGGUUCGAUUAGCUGGGAAGCUCAUGUGUCUGGCUGUACUAUGAAAACUAUUGGAUGAUGAAAUCUUAUCCUUGCUGGCUUCUGUCUCUAAAAAAUGAUAAGAGGGAGAGAGCGUGAGACAUGAGUGAGAGAGAGAGAGAGAGAGAGCAAUCAAGUUAUUUUCAAUUACUUCUAUCAUGACUGUACUUAAUGAAUAUUUUGUUUAUAAUGCUGUAAAUAAAUGCAAAGCA